GCGCACAACACACGAUAAAACCCGUUACACCGAAGAAACCUCCCGAGCCUUCUCUCGUUUCCCCCCUCGCGGAGCAACAAUGGCGGAGAGCUCAACCCUAGUGCGAGCUCUGUGCCCUAGCCUCGUCACCUCGCGUUGCGCUCGCGGUUUACCUCUCGCAGCCCCCUCGCCUCUCCCAUCUCUCCGCCUCCGCCGCGUCGGAGGAGUGGCCUGGCGAGGGCGUGGGCGAGGGGGCUCCUUUUCCGUGCGAUCCAUGGCGGCGGCGUCGUCGGCGUCGUCGGCGUCGUCGUCGUCGGCGUCCUUCGGAUCGCGAUUGGAGGAGUCGGUGAAGAAGACGGUGGUGGAGAACCCCGUGGUGGUCUACUCCAAGACCUGGUGCUCGUAUUCGUCGGAGGUGAAGUCGCUGUUCAAGCGGCUCGGAGUGGAGCCGAAGGUUAUAGAGCUAGAUCAGCUUGGUCCUCAAGGGCCACAGCUACAAAAGGUGUUGGAAAGACUGACAGGACAAUCUACCGUUCCAAAUGUUUUUAUAGGGGGAAAGCACAUUGGUGGUUGUACAGAUACUGUAAAACUUUACCAGAAAGGAGAGCUAACUCCUUUGCUGUCGGAACUAAACAUUGGCGCCAAGACCUGGCAACAGCCUUAAUACAGGUCUAGUAUCGGAUUUGAUGAUUUGGAAAUACGGUGCCGGUUUUUCUUGUAAAUCCAAUUUAACUCACCGUAGCUUGUAACUUUAUCUGCGCAAGAUAUUACCGAAUUCCAUAUGUUUUUAUCUGUAUUUUCAUUAGAUAUAUUGCUGUCUAAUUUUAUCAACUCGGUCCCAGAAACAAUAGAAAGUUGCUCAGUUUUACUAUAAUUUUAAUUUGUUGUAGUAGUUGCCCUUGAACUCUCGACAAAUUGCUAUUUGAUCUUCUGAGUGUUUUACUCAAUUCUUUA
Messenger RNA from Ananas comosus (pineapple), 933 nucleotides. Its product is annotated as monothiol glutaredoxin-S10-like. NCBI's taxonomy places the organism in Eukaryota, Viridiplantae, Streptophyta, Magnoliopsida, Poales, Bromeliaceae. The coding region runs from base 80 to 643 and encodes 187 amino acids. Gene Ontology annotation, molecular function: glutathione disulfide oxidoreductase activity. Gene Ontology annotation, biological process: cellular response to oxidative stress. Gene Ontology annotation, cellular component: cytoplasm. The transcript is spliced from 5 exons. The record is from RefSeq and is a predicted model, not a curated record.